Messenger RNA from Prosopis cineraria, 1881 nucleotides. Its product is annotated as cytochrome P450 93A3-like. The coding region runs from base 55 to 1605 and encodes 516 amino acids. The transcript is spliced from 2 exons. Gene Ontology annotation, cellular component: membrane. The record is from RefSeq and is a predicted model, not a curated record. Gene Ontology annotation, molecular function: oxidoreductase activity, acting on paired donors, with incorporation or reduction of molecular oxygen, NAD(P)H as one donor, and incorporation of one atom of oxygen; heme binding; iron ion binding. Lineage: Eukaryota; Viridiplantae; Streptophyta; Magnoliopsida; Fabales; Fabaceae.
CGUUCACUACAAUCUUUCAAGAUCUUUAGAAUUUUUCAAUCCGGGAAUUCAAGAAUGGUUGAUUCCAAACUCCAAGGAUAUAUCCAACUUCUCUUCAUUUGGCUUCUGUCCACCUUCCUGGUUCUAACAAUACUGAAGACAAAACAGAGGAAGGCUCGUCGUCCACCCAGCCCACUAGCCCUCCCUAUCAUCGGACACCUUCACCUUCUUUCCCCUCUUCCUCAUCGAGAUUUUUACAACCUUUCCCUUCGCUAUGGUCCUAUCAUCCACCUUUUCCUCGGCUCUGUUCCUUGCGUGGUCGCCUCCUCUGCUGAAGCUGCCAAAGAAUUCCUUAAAACUCACGAACUUUCUUUCUCCAAUCGACCAGCUCGAACUGUUGCUGUCCGGCACUUGACCUACGAGUUCCAAGAUUUCAUGUUUGCCCCUUAUGGACCCUAUUGGAAGUUCAUGAAGAAGCUGUGCAUGUCUGAACUUCUAGGCGGGAAGAUGCUCGACCAGCUCCUUUUGGUGAGGGAGCAAGAGACGAAGAGAUUUCUGAGAACUUUGCUUCAGAAAGGGAAGGUCGGCGGCGAGGCGGUGGAUGUUGGAGCAGAGCUCAUGGUGCUUUCGAAUAACAUUGUAUCCAGAAUGACUGUGAGUAAAACGAGCUCUCAAAAUGAAGAUGAAGCCGACGUGGUGAGGAAGUUGGUGAUCGAUGCCGCUGAGCUCUCCGGGAAGUUUAACAUAUCGGACUUCAUCGCGUUCUGCAAGAUAUUUGAUUUGCAGGGAUUCAACAAGAGGUUGAAGGAAGUCCGAGAGAGGUUUGAUACCAUGAUGGAAAGAGUAAUAGAAGAGCACCAAGAAGAAAGGAGGAGGAGAAAAGACACGGGCAUUAGAGGAGAUCAGACCAUGGAUAUACUGGACGUUUUGUUAGACAUACACGAAGAUGAGAACUCGGAGACGAAAUUGACAAAAGAGAACAUCAAGGCCUUUAUCAUGGACAUAUUUGUGGCAGGGACAGACACAUCCUCCAUAACCAUUGAAUGGGCUCUGGCAGAGUUAAUCAACCAUCCGCGCGUAAUGAAGGAAGCAAGACAAGAGAUUGAUUCAGUAAUCGGAAAGACCAGAAUAGUAGGGGAGUCCGACAUAGUGAAACUCCCUUACCUUCAAGCCAUAGUCAAAGAAACGAUGAGGAUUCACCCUGCGGGCCCAUUGAUCUUCAGGGAAUCGUCAAGAAGCUCUGUAGUGUGUGGAUACGAGAUUGCAGAGAAGACCCGGUUAUUUAUAAACGUGUGGGCUAUUGGCAGGGAUCCCAGUCAGUGGGAGAACCCUCAUGAGUUUAGGCCAGAGAGAUUUAUGAGCGAAGACGGAAAAGGUCAAUUAGAUGUUAGGGCUCAGCAUUUUGAAUUGAUUCCUUUCGGGAGCGGAAGAAGAGGAUGUCCUGGAACGUCACUGGCUCUUCAGGUUGUGCACACCAAUCUUGCAGCUAUGAUUCAGUGCUUCGAAUGGAAGGUAAGUGGCGCGAUUAGCAUGGAGGAAAAAGCCGGGAUUACCCUUCCAAGGGCUCACCCCCUUAUUUGUGUCCCCGUGCCCAGGCUUGAUCCAUUUCCUUCUGUAUCUUGGUGAGAUCAACGUACGGUUCUCUCAAAUGGCAGUGAUGGAAACCUGUGUUUGAGUUUUAAAAUUUGAUUUUUCUUGUAUAAUAUUUAGUUUUUUUCAUUUUAAAUAAGAUAUUUAUAGGGUUUAACAGGGAUUAAGAUCAGAUCUGUGCAAAUGAAGUUAAGAUUGUUUUCUGGGUUCGGCUUUCUUGAAUGAUUUAAAUGAAGAUGACUUUUUUUAGUCCCUCCCUUCAGUUAAAUUAGGAUGUCUCUUUUUGUGUGCAUAUGGGUGUUGGGGAUGGGA